Sitophilus oryzae (rice weevil) is the source of this 1845-nucleotide messenger RNA. RefSeq lists its product as uncharacterized. NCBI's taxonomy places the organism in Eukaryota, Metazoa, Arthropoda, Insecta, Coleoptera, Curculionidae. The record is from RefSeq and is a predicted model, not a curated record. Bases 16 to 396 code for a protein of 126 amino acids. The transcript is spliced from 3 exons.
CAUCAAGGACAAGGAAUGUGGAAAACUUGUGUGAUACCAGGUGAUUAUGGAGGGCUUAAAAAAGGAGAUUUAUCGGCAAUGGGCAAAUUUGAAAUUUCUGUCCCCACUUUUAAGCAGCUUCCUCGGUUUGACAGCAGAGGCACUGCGAUCGACUGGGAUACUACAUUUUCAUUCAGUACAACAAUGAGUCGUGGUAGAAAUUGCUUUGUACCUGGCUGUACAAGUGGGAAUCCCAAUAAAAACAAGGCAAAUAAAGAACGGGGUGAAAGAAACCCAAGCCUUUUCAAAGCUCCUAAUGAUCCUAGCUUGCUACAGCAGUGGCAAAAGGCGAUACCCAGAUCAGACAAGACACUUAGCAGCAAAGAUGCUGUUUGUGAACUACAUUUUCUUUAUUAGGGGUGAAAAUUUGUACAAUUUUUUAAAAUCGGUUCUAGAUGUAGUAAUUUCAUAAAGUAAAAUUACGUAUUACUACUGACAUAUUUGCAUAUGUCAGAUUGUAAAUUUAUUAUAAAAAUUAUUUAGAUUUUUGACUAGCCGUCGCAAGACGCUUUUUCAUUGAGGAAUAAUAAGAAAUAAUUUGAAAAUUAUUGUAUUGUGGUUGAUACUUUUGAUUGUGUAUAUAAACCAUUUAGAAUAGUUUUUAUGAAUAUGAAUAAGCUCUUUAAAUUAAUAUGUAGGUAUAUUGUAGCUAGGUAUUUUUUUAGAAUGCAUUUUUUUUAAAUUGUAAUUUUUUGUGUUCUUGAUAUAAUAUGAUGUUCCUGUUUUAUUUUUUGGCAUAGUACAUAUAGAUAUUUAAUAUCUAAGUGCUAAAUUGUAUAUUAAAUUUAUAUAUUGUAUAUUUUAUUUAUUAAAUUUAGUGGAAUUAGUUAAUAGAAACAAAAGUUGUAAUGUAUUAAUAUUGCUAAAUAAAUAUUUAUAUGAUGAAAUAAGUCAGCGUAUAUACAUAUUCACAACUCUGUAUUUUUGUGCUUUUGAAAUAAACUGAGUACAUUAUUUAUUCAUUAAUAUUUUAUUUACAAACCUACCUUAUAUUAAUAAAGUGAAUAUCAAUAGAAAAACCUUUACAAUUAUUAGGUGACAUUGAAUAUAAUAUAUCUUGAAUUUAAUUGUCUACGAAACAGUGACAAUUUGCAAAACUUUGCUAAUGACAUUAAAACUUACAAUUCAACGCUAGAAAAAACGCUAUUGAACACAGGAAACGUUUCAGCUCAAUAUACCUACUCUCUAGUUUCAGCUAUAAAAAGUUAUGGAAUAGAUAACACCGAUCAAAGGGUGCAAUGGUAACGUUCGUCUUCAGUUUCCAUUUAUGAUUAAGUUAUUCCUGAUAAAAUACUCUUAAUUUUCGUUAUUCAAUCUGUCAAUCGCCAUAAAACCACUACUAGUUCGAAAGAUUUUAAUGUUUAUUAAAAUGGUAUCACACUAAACUGCAUGUAAACAUGUCAAUUUCAAAUGUUUUAAUGAAAAACUAUGAACCUUUAAACUGCAUCAACAAAACUAUUAAUAAAACACUAACACAAUCACACCAUAAACUAUUUCAUUCGCAUUUCUCAUCAAGAAACAAUUACUGUUUACAUCAAAUCAAAGGUUGAACUGGUGAUAAAUUUGUUGCUGGAACUUCUAUCUUUUUUGUACAACAGUUCUAGGGAAGAUUUAUUUUAGCAGCUUAUAUGUUUCUUCGGUCGUGUAUGCACUAAAAAGAACCACAUAAUAAAACAUUUUUAUAAUAUCAACUUAGGAAAAGGAUAUAUUAAACCGGCAUCUAAUAUAACCUAACUAACUUUUCAAACUCAAAUUUAAGGUUUUGUAUUCACAAUUUUAGCCACGCACAUUGCUCAAUUAGAAAAA